AUGACUCUCCCUUCCGAUCGAGUACAGCUGCUAUUUGAAAGACAGUUGGAGUUUUGAGUCAAAUUACGCACGCAGCUGUUAAAUCACUCAUGCUUUGGAGAUGCAACGGAAGUGGAGGGAUUGAUCUCUCAACUGCACACAGAGCUGGAAAAUGAUUGCAGCCCCAAUGAAUCCCCGAUAAACCGUAUUUCAAACGGUACAACAGUCACUCAAGAUUCGCCCAGUGGUCCAGUCCUCUCCAUUCCAGAAACAUGCCCGGUAAUGGACUCAAACUCCAUUAUCCCCAAAACAGCAUGUGCAGACGGUGACUUAUCCAGCUCACAAACACACUCCCUGGUAAAUGCUCAUAGAAUUGUCGCAAUAACCACCCAUGAAACAGAAAACAAAUCGAGCAGUACACUGAAUACAACUGCUUCAAAUGGUUCUCAUCAGUCUGCGACAGAUGUUUUUGACAAAUCUUAUUAUCAAGAUUCUCUUUUACCAGAAAAUAUGUCAGAUGCAUCAAAUGAUGAUCAAAAACUUAAUACAAUUUUGAUAGAUGCUAAUUACCUUGAUGAUCCAUUAUCUACAAAUAAGAUUCCAAAUAAAUUUGGUCACAAUAUUUCAGAAGAAUUAAACUUCGAACACCUCAUAUCAAGUGUCGUUCAGCCUCAAGACUUAGUCACUUUCAGUCAAUUCUCUGUUCAGUGCGAUAAAUAUGUCUUAAACAAAUUCAAGUUAAUUAUAACGUGGGCAUAUGAGGAUCCAACACUGUUUCGUGGGGGAGGAUGGACCUGGAAAACUUAA
Messenger RNA from Schistosoma haematobium, 786 nucleotides. RefSeq lists its product as uncharacterized. The coding region runs from base 262 to 786 and encodes 174 amino acids. The record is from RefSeq and is a predicted model, not a curated record. The transcript has a single exon. NCBI's taxonomy places the organism in Eukaryota, Metazoa, Platyhelminthes, Trematoda, Strigeidida, Schistosomatidae.